Messenger RNA from Penicillium cosmopolitanum, 423 nucleotides. RefSeq lists its product as uncharacterized. The transcript is spliced from 2 exons. Bases 1 to 423 code for a protein of 140 amino acids. The record is from RefSeq and is a predicted model, not a curated record. NCBI's taxonomy places the organism in Eukaryota, Fungi, Ascomycota, Eurotiomycetes, Eurotiales, Aspergillaceae.
AUGUCAGCAGAUGGGACUCCAGGGUCCUGUAGCCAGACGUUCUCUCCCAUGGACCAGGGGUAUACCGCCCAUCAUGCUGCCUCUACAGAGCAGACCAAUGCUCAGAACGAGGUCAACUUUCCGUGGAAUUCGUUCGUGCAGUCAAUGUCAGUGUGCUAUGGGAGCAACCCGUCCCUGUGGCCAGCCAUUGGUAUCGCAGAGAUGCUGGCUAUCGCAAAUGGCAAUGACUUCCCAAGGUUGAACUGGCUGGCGGCUCUCGAAACCGAAAUACCUCCACUACAUGUCCCCCAUGGAAGUCCCGAGAUGCGCUCCAAUUUUCAGCAAUCAGCGCAAGAAAAUAGUUCUCUCCCUACCCCAGCUGUCGACAUGAACACUCCAAAUGUCGGGUUCUUUUUCCUCAUUGUGUCUUGUUUCCAGAGUUGA